CCGCGCUCGGAGCGGCGCAGCCCCGGCCCGCGGAGCACACGGCGCUCCGGCAGGCGGGGCCGGGCCGGCCGCAGCUUGGGCAGCUCCUCGGCCUCCCCGCGCCGGGCAAAGGUUGGCGCGGCUCCCAGCGAGUCCCGGGGUUGCGCUCGUCUGGGGAGGGGCGAGAUUCCUGCAGCUGGGCAGGCGACAGACGAGCGAACGUCGGCAGGCACGAACUGAUGAUCUGUUCAGGGAUUCAGCAGCUCUGGUCCUGAGGGAGUCAUUCCUACUAUCAACAAUACAUGAGGCAUAAUGUCUUCUGGAAAUGACUGUCAGUCCCAGACCUUGACCAAGCCCACAUUUGGUGAGAGAGAGGCAGCUGAAUUGGUUGACAGGGUGUUUGGAUUGAAGGUGUCUUGGAUCAGGUCACUCCCCAGCUACGAUGAUCAGAACUUCCAUGUGCGUGUCUCAGCUGAAGGUGCCGAUGAGUAUGUCCUCAAAAUCACCAAUUCAGAAGACAGCCAGGAGCCUGACCUCAUUGAAGCGCAGACCCAGGCCAUGAUGUUUCUCAGUGCUGAAGGCUUCCCUUCAGCUACGCCUUAUUUGACAAAAGAUGGUAACAUAAUGUCUCUGGAGUCAGGAGGUACUAGACUUGGGAGCAAGAAGUACAUGGUCAGACUGCUGACUUACCUGCCAGGUACACCAGUAGCAAAAAUCACCACCAAUGCUCAGAUUCUGUAUGAGAUUGGGAGGCUUGCUGCCAGCCUGGAUAAAGUGCUCUUAGAGAAAUUCCAGCAUCCGUCAGUAAAAAGUCUGCAUCGAGGUCAGUUCAUCUGGAAUCUGGCAAAUGUUCCUCUUCUAGAUCAGUUCAUUUAUGCCUUGGGCCAGAACAAAUACUGUGCAGUGGUGGAGCAAGUUAUUGAGCAGUUUAAAAGCAAAGUAAUACCCAAGCUAAGCAGUUUCCGAGCCUGUAUCAAUCAUGGAGACCUUAAUGACCACAACAUUCUAGUAGACUCCAGUUCUGCUUCCCUGGAGAAUCCCCAGUACAGAGUGUCUGGCAUCCUGGACUUCAGCGACAUGAGUUACGGGCCCGGUGCCCUCUGCCCGCGGCGCGUCCCCGGCACCAUGUCUCGAAGAUAUGACUCCAGAACUACCAUCUUUUCUCCGGAAGGUCGCCUGUACCAAGUUGAGUAUGCGAUGGAGGCCAUUGGGCACGCGGGCACUUGCCUGGGAAUUCUAGCAAACGAUGGAGUGCUGCUGGCAGCAGAGCGGCGCAACAUUCACAAGCUUCUCGAUGAAGUGUUUUUCUCAGAGAAAAUAUACAAACUUAAUGAGGAUAUGGCGUGCAGCGUUGCAGGAAUAACUUCAGAUGCCAAUGUUCUAACAAAUGAGCUGAGACUGAUUGCACAGAGGUAUUUGUUACAGUAUCAAGAGCCCAUUCCUUGUGAACAGCUAGUAACAGCUCUGUGUGAUAUCAAGCAGGCUUAUACACAAUUUGGAGGAAAACGUCCUUUUGGUGUUUCAUUGCUCUAUAUUGGCUGGGAUAAGCAUUAUGGAUUUCAGCUGUACCAAAGUGAUCCUAGUGGAAAUUAUGGCGGGUGGAAAGCCACAUGCAUUGGGAAUAAUAGUGCUGCAGCUGUGUCAAUGCUGAAGCAAGACUACAAAGAAGGGGAAAUGACCUUAAAGACUGCCCUGGCAUUGGCCAUUAAGGUUCUAAAUAAGACCAUGGAUGUCAGUAAGCUCUCUGCUGAGAAAGUUGAAAUUGCAACACUGACAAGAGAGAACGGAAAGACAGUAAUAAGGGUUCUGAAGCAAAAGGAGGUGGAACAAUUGAUAAAACAACAUGAGGAGGAGGAAGCAAAAGCUGAACGUGAAAAGAAGGAGAAGGAACAAAAAGAGAAGGAGAAAUAGAAUAUGAAAUCAAGUGUUCUCUAAAUAAUAAAGGACCUGCUUCAGCAAAAGAUAAUCUGGAUUUCUGCGCUGUAGAAGCCUACAGCUAUGCCAUGGAAGACCCAGAAGCACUUUUGAUGAACCAGGUCCUUAGUCAUCAUUUAGAUAAUUAGUUUACUGCUCUUUACAUCGACCAAUAAUUGCUUUAAUUCUUGAACACUCUUUCUUUCAUCUUCUAUUUUUUAUUAUGGAAUAAAAUUUAAGAAGAAUAGUGAUGGGUGUCUUUAUUUCCUCAGUAAUGCCUGGAUAUGCACGAUCUUGAGGCAUUUAAUUGCUUUAAACCAUUAAAACAAGGUAUAUGCUAGUUGGUAAAGAACAAAUAUGGUGUUAGAAUUGUUAGAAUUUUGUGUGUACGUGUGGGUUUUCUUUAAAAGGUAGUGAAAAGAGCUCCUAAGUUUGAAAAGUCCUUUCACAAAUACAGAAUUAAAGUGUGCUGGCAUGCCAA
Molecule: messenger RNA, 2374 nt
Organism: Taeniopygia guttata (zebra finch)
Lineage: Eukaryota; Metazoa; Chordata; Aves; Passeriformes; Estrildidae
Source: RefSeq, a predicted model, not a curated record